UAUUUCGCAUGCACAUUGAAUAUAUUUUCAUAAUGCAGCGCUCAGAGGAAGAGAGGUUUUAUAUGACGUGCAGGGCUGCUUAUCUGUCUGUGUUCAGAUCCAGUCUGGUUAAUAUGACUUCAAAAGAUCAGCUGUGUUCCGUUCUCCAGCAUGCAGGUAGAAAUCCAUCACAGAAAGCUUUAGACAAAUAUUGGCCACCUGGAACCAAGAAGCUGAAUUUUGAUGACUUUUGUGAGAUACUUAAGAAGGAAAAAACAGCAGAACCAGACCAGCUUAUGAGAAUUUUCAAGAAAUUCGAUGCAAAUUGUGAUGGAUAUAUCUCACACGAUGAGCUCAGCAGAAUCCUUACUUCCUCUGGUGAAAAAAUGUCACCUAAGGAAGUGGAUGAAAUCUUUUCCUUAGCAGAUGUCAACAAAGAUGGGAAGUUAGACUAUGCAGAGUUCUGCAGGCUUCUUGAGUCUACAGUCGAACAGUGUCAGAACACAGCACUGGAAAACCUUGAGGCUGAUGCCAAACUGAAGAGGCAGAACUUUGGCAACCAGUUGGACAUCUCUCCACAGAGCCUAGGGUCCCAACCUGAGCUUCCAGCUUCAGAGAUACAGCCCAGAACAGAGCCGGAAACCACACAGAGGAAAGGUAUGAGACAGGACAGUCGCUCAUCAUCCAGACCAUCAUCAGCUCGCAGUCGUCGCUCAUCUUCAUCCACGGCCAUCACCAUGGGCGCUGGCAGCACUAAGAGUGGCAGACUGGCAGAGCCCAUAUCUCUACAGGAUUGGCAUCACACUCUUAUGAGAGGUUGUUUUUAUCUGGAGGAAGAUGGAACGAUUGUUUCUCUUCAGUAUCGUCUGAUUAUACCAGAGACAACCAGCGUCUACUUGACCAUACGUCCCCUCAACCUUAGCCCGAUUCCUGAUAAGCCUUCUCCGUGGAUGUGUGUGGACACAGCUCUCUAUGUGGUGACAGGGAAUGUGACCAAAGAAGAUUCCAAUUUGGUUUGCUUUACUGAGUUAAGAGAUAAGGAGAGGUUUCUGUGGAGAGGAGAGCUCAAUGCCGGCUCAUAUCUGCUCUUGCCCUUUACCACCGGCUGCAGAUUGAUGAGGAGGACAAGGAAGACCGCCACUAAAACUGCUCAACUAGUCAGCCGCACCCAGUCGGGAGAGCUGGAGCUAACCAAAGAGUUCAAGGCGGCAUUGUCUGACAUCUUUGAAAUGAUUGAUUUGGAUGGCAGUGGUCUGCUGAGCCUAGAGGAGUACAACUUCUUUGAACAGAGAACCAGUGGAGAGAAAUGUGAUGAGGAUGCCUGGGCCAUCUGCAAAGAGAACUUUGACACAAGGAAAAAUGAGUUAACUAGACAAGGCUUCAUGGAGCUCAACCUGAUGGAAGCGAAUGAUCGGGAAGGUGACCCCAGAGAUUUGUGGCUCACCCUGGAGGCCAUGGGCUACAACCGCAGUUUAGAGAUGGUGGAGGCCUGUCCGUUUGUUAUUGCAGUCUACUGUGAAGAUGUAAAGGCAACUCUUCAGGCAGUUCAUUUGGAUUCUGGUAUCAAGAUGUUGAAUUCUGCUGUACAGAGGUCUAUCACGUCAAAAGCAGAGGCCAGAUCGCUCAAGGGUCACGAAAAUGUAUUGGUUUAUACAUACAAAGGAGAGAGCAGGAUUUCAUCAGUCAUUGCCAAUAAGUCCAAUCAGAAGGUGACGGUGCACAUCAACAAUGAACAAAGCAAGAACUGUGUGAGCAGCAGGGGCAUGAGUGUGUUUGCUGUGGAGGUUCCUGCUAGGACUAAAAUGGUAUGUCAGCAUGUCAUGGCUUUAAAUGAACAACUGGAGUGGACUUACAACAGUGUUGAGACCAUCAUACCAAGUUUGUAACUGUCUCAGUAAUGUUUAGAUAAUGUCGUGCUUAUAAAAUGAAUAACACAAAUUUGUUUGCUACAAUGACAAUUGUAAACAUGUUUUAUAAUAGCUUUCAAAAGUUAUCAUGUUUGUUUGUUUUUACUGUUUCUGUAUUAUUAUAACACUAUUAAUGUUAUUACAGUUAUAUUCAUUUCAUUUUUUGUAAAUAAAGCAAUUGUUUUCGGUUGUUUUUUUGUAAUAAAUGUCAGUAAAUCUUUUUUUUAUUUGUUUGUUUAUUAUUUAAAUUGGAACAAUGAUUUUAAAGUACACACAAAUAUUUAAUAAUCUUUUCUGUGAACAGUUUUUUUGAGUGAAUUUAUUUUAUUUUAAUAAUUUUUUUAUCUUUAUUUUUCACAUUUACCCCAGUCCAUGAUGGGAGGUAACCAAUCACAUUACAUUUCACACCAGUUUGUGUUUCCUAUGAAACUUUGGCAGUUUAACAUAAGCAAUAUAAAUACACUAAUUUAGUUUUAAGCACUAGUAUGGCAUUAAGCUAGUGGGCUCUGUUAUACACACAGACCUAAAUUUUAUUCACCCUUGACCUUUAGCACCACAUGUAGGUUUAAGUUUCUAUUUAUAACUUUCAGUCAUUUUUUUUGCCCUUUGACUUUCACGACUGUAACUGUAGAACAAGGCACUAAAGGUCACAUGACAUGUGAGGAGUAUUUAAACUGCAAUUAUUUUGAUCUCCAUCUCUCUCACCAAAAAAGUAAACCUCUACAAAUGUUGUAUUCAGUAUGUAGCCUCUGUUUUAUUUAGUCUUGUUAGAGCUCAGAGAUUUUUGUACAACAAUCUUUUAUCCAAAAUGUGACACCCAUGUCUGUUUCUCUUGCAUUCGAGACACUGUUCCAGCUUGACUUUUAACCUGUAUUUUUUUUUUUUUUUAAGAAACUUGCAAUAUCAUGACAACAUCUGAACCUAGCAUCGUUGUAAACUUUGUUCUGCUUUGAAUGAAUUAUGGGUGAAACUUGAUGCAAUAGAUAAACAAAACUCUGAUCGAGA
Carassius gibelio (silver crucian carp) is the source of this 2891-nucleotide messenger RNA. Its product is annotated as EF-hand calcium-binding domain-containing protein 7. NCBI's taxonomy places the organism in Eukaryota, Metazoa, Chordata, Actinopteri, Cypriniformes, Cyprinidae. Bases 9 to 1865 code for a protein of 618 amino acids. The transcript is spliced from 13 exons. Gene Ontology annotation, molecular function: calcium ion binding. The record is from RefSeq and is a predicted model, not a curated record.